This is a messenger RNA of Nicotiana attenuata, 427 nucleotides long. Its product is annotated as putative defensin-like protein 298. The record is from RefSeq and is a predicted model, not a curated record. NCBI's taxonomy places the organism in Eukaryota, Viridiplantae, Streptophyta, Magnoliopsida, Solanales, Solanaceae. The coding region runs from base 7 to 330 and encodes 107 amino acids. The transcript is spliced from 3 exons.
UACAAGAUGGCAAAGACUUUGAUGACUCUAUUUUUGGUAGUCGCCUUCUUUAUCAUUUCACAAGAUGUGGUGACAGCACAAUGUCAGUGUAAAGGAGAUUGUAAUAUUACAUGUGAAUCUGGUCUUCCAACUUGUGUUGAUGGGGUUUGUGUAUGUUUAGCUCUCGAGACAUAUUCCACCAUUCAUAAAGAUGUGGUGAAAGCAGGAGAGUGUGACUGUCAUAAUAAAGCAGAUUGUCGUCAGCCAUGUGAAUCUGGGCUUCCAACAUGUGUUGAUGGGUUUUGUGUAUGUUUAGCUCUCAAAACGGAUUCCACCAAUCAUAAAGGUUAAGGUGGCGGUUUUGGUGGCAAGUAUUAACCUUGCAAGAGUUCUCUUAGUUAUUAUAAAUAAAUAAUGCCUCUUUGGCGGAUGAGGUUUAUAUUUAAUU